AUACACACUAUUCGCGCUGGUUUCCUAAAGGAACGUUUUGAACCUUUAAUGCAAUAUAUUCUAGAAUUCUACAGAAAUAGCAGUGCUCCCGAAAUCGAGAACUUUUCCACACGUUAUGUCGUUUGUGAGCAACAUCAUAAUCAAUUUACGACCUUGUAACGUCGUUAACUCGGUGGUACGUUGGGCAUCGAAGAAAGCUGGAGGCUCAUCAAGAAACAGGAAAGGGCAUGCUCCAGGUAAACGAAGAGGGAUCAAAGCCCAGGAUGGGACUAUAGUGACACAAAGUUCCAUUUUGUUACGCCAGCUUAACAUUCGCUGCCACCCUGGACUCAAUGUUGGCAUUGGCAAAGAUGGUUCUCUUUAUGCCCUACAGCCAGGGAAAGUACUUAUAACAUGUGAAAAAUUUCAGCCCAACUUUGACAAAUACUGGACAGAUAGAGUUUACAAAUCAAGAAAAGAUAAUAUGGUUAAUGUCUACAAAAAAUACUUCCAUGUCAUCCCUGAGCCGUUAGAGCCAAAAUUCAGAUUAGUUGACACAGUCUGAGUUAUUGUUUUUCUAUUAGUUUAGUUUGUAACCACAAAAUAAAAUUGAAUUUAACGAA
Messenger RNA from Daphnia carinata, 602 nucleotides. RefSeq names its product large ribosomal subunit protein bL27-like (gene mRpL27). Gene Ontology annotation, molecular function: structural constituent of ribosome. The record is from RefSeq and is a predicted model, not a curated record. Gene Ontology annotation, cellular component: ribosome; mitochondrial large ribosomal subunit. NCBI's taxonomy places the organism in Eukaryota, Metazoa, Arthropoda, Branchiopoda, Diplostraca, Daphniidae. Gene Ontology annotation, biological process: translation. The transcript has 3 exons. Bases 116 to 544 code for a protein of 142 amino acids.